AUGGGCCCACCACCACUCGCGGGCCUGUUCAUGCACCUCCGCAUCACCAUAUCGCGGCCAGCCUUAACUCCAACCCUGCUACCCGACUCGCGGAUCCGCCUCAAGCCCACUCGCGGCCCGCUCUACCCUUCAGCUCGCGUCACCCGGCCCACCUUCCACCUCAAGCCCACUCGCGGCCCGCUCUACCCUUCAGCUCGCGUUUCUGGCCCACCUUCCGCCUCAAUACCCACUCGCGGCCCGCUCUACCCUUCAGCUCGCGUCGCCCGGCCUGCUCAGUGCACUCGCGGCCCGCUCUACCCUUCAGCUCGCGUCACCCGGCCCGCUCAGUGA
This is a messenger RNA of Linum trigynum, 330 nucleotides long. NCBI's taxonomy places the organism in Eukaryota, Viridiplantae, Streptophyta, Magnoliopsida, Malpighiales, Linaceae. The record is from the annotation of a GenBank genome assembly.